GUUUUGGUGCAUUAUCAUGAUACCACCGCGAAUUAUAAACGUUGCUCAAGUUGAAAUGAAAGAUCACCCGCUCGAAUGUUGAAUGAUGUUAGCCAAUCUGGCCCGAAGAUUGUUGUCAAGCAGUGGUUGGUUCAUCAAGUCCAUGGCUUGGCCCCAUGUCCGAAUUCAAGUCAGACAUUCAGCUAUUCGGGUUCAGCCUCUAGAACGUCUCAACGCCCCAAAGCUCUCUCAAACAUUGAGCCGAUGUGCUACAAAAACCUUAACCACCCCCAUCUCCAAAUAUCGGAUGAAACCCAGCUUCCAUCGCAGUAACGGGGAAAGGCUCGCAAAGUGCAGGACAAGUUCGUGGAGACUAUUUACUUAAGGUCAAUCCCCUUCCCUGAGAUCACCCGGUGUUAAAUCUAUAUUCUCAAUGUACC
Hyaloscypha bicolor E is the source of this 419-nucleotide messenger RNA. RefSeq lists its product as uncharacterized. The record is from RefSeq and is a predicted model, not a curated record. Lineage: Eukaryota; Fungi; Ascomycota; Leotiomycetes; Helotiales; Hyaloscyphaceae. The transcript has a single exon. The coding region runs from base 83 to 364 and encodes 93 amino acids.